Saccoglossus kowalevskii is the source of this 852-nucleotide messenger RNA. Its product is annotated as testis-specific serine/threonine-protein kinase 1-like. Gene Ontology annotation, molecular function: tau-protein kinase activity; ATP binding. Gene Ontology annotation, cellular component: cytoplasm. Lineage: Eukaryota; Metazoa; Hemichordata; Enteropneusta; Harrimaniidae. Gene Ontology annotation, biological process: microtubule cytoskeleton organization; intracellular signal transduction; protein phosphorylation. The record is from RefSeq and is a predicted model, not a curated record.
AUGGAACGCAGACCCUUUCAAAGGACUCCUUCAUCCAAUAAUCUUCCAUUUCUGAAUGGCUAUCGGUUCACCGACGAGAAACUCGGUAUGGGUGCCUAUUCGGUUGUCCAAAGGGCGUACUCGGAUAAGCUAAGCGAAUACGUUGCAGUGAAAGUUACUGACGAACUAAAAGAACCCGGGGAAUUUGUUAAAAAUUCUGUCCCGAAAGAAGUGACUAUUUUACAAAGGCUUAACCACGAGCACAUCGUUGACAUUUACGAUUACUUUCAGCAAGGUUAUAAGUACUUUACGGUAUUAGCGCUAGCUGAAGCAGGUAACUUAGAUUCCUACAUAAAACGUAAGAUACGAUUGCAGGAAAAAGAGGCUAACAAUCUAUUUCGUCAGAUAUUACGUGCUGUGUACCAUUGCCAUAACACUGCAAAAGUCGCCCACGGUGAUAUAUCUUGUACAAACGUUCUUUUAUAUGAUAACAAUUACAUUAAGUUAUGCGACUUUGGGAUGGCGAUUGAACUUGACAAGUCAGAUCGACUGCUACAUACUAGCUAUAGUGGUACUCACGGGUAUGCAGCACCAGAAAUUCUCGACGGACAGCCAUACGAUCCAAGGUUUGCCGAUAUCUGGGCGUUAGGAGUUUUACUUUUCUACAUGGUAACGGGAAAUUUUCCGUUUAACAUUAGCAAUGGGUUGGAGGGUCUGCGUUCUGAUAUGGAUAAUCCGCCUCGCUGGCCCCGGCCACUAAAUAGAAUAUCUAAACCAUGUAGAGACCUGAUAAAAUCAAUGCUGACAGUAAAUGUCGAACAUAGAAUUCAUCUUUCUGGUAUAUGGGAAAGUGAAUGGAUGACGUCAUAUUAA